ACGGACGGCGCGGAGCUCUGGAGCGCCCGCAUCUCUCCGGACGGCGAGGCCGCUCGCAAAGACUGCUGCGGCCUGGGUGUGGACGAGGACCUCACGGAGCGGUUCAGGACUGCCUGCCAGGAGCAAGCCGUCGUCCUGAGCCUGCGGGAGGACAGUGCGUCCCUGACCCUCUCCGGGCCUCCCUCGACGCUGACCUUUGACCUCUCCAAGGUGCCGGGCCCCGAGGCAGCCCCCAGGCUGCAGGCACUGAUCCUGGGCCUGGCAGAGCACGUGUGCAGCCUGGAGCAACGGCUGGCAGCUGUGGAGGAGACAGCUGCCAGUCCCAGGAAGAGCCCCCGGCAGGCAGGGCCCCCGCUUUUCUUACCAGACCCUGAUCCCCAGAGAGGUGGCCCUGGAGCCGGGGCCAGGAGACGGGCUCCGGGGGAGUCCCUCAUCAACCCUGGCUUCAAAAGCAAGAAGCCGGCUGGUGGCGUGCACUUUGACGAGCCCUGAGGACAGCAGGACACCUGGGCUUUUGGGGAGUCUUCCUCUGAGGGGUCGCUGCCCCCACAGCCCCACCCUACUGUGCCUCUGGCCCCUUGACCUUUCUAUACAUCCAAUAAACAGCUGUCUGGUGGAGGCUCCGGCUGGUU
Messenger RNA from Fukomys damarensis (Damara mole-rat), 632 nucleotides. RefSeq names its product PAXX non-homologous end joining factor (gene Paxx). The record is from RefSeq and is a predicted model, not a curated record. Gene Ontology annotation, biological process: double-strand break repair via nonhomologous end joining. Lineage: Eukaryota; Metazoa; Chordata; Mammalia; Rodentia; Bathyergidae. Gene Ontology annotation, cellular component: nucleus; site of double-strand break; nonhomologous end joining complex. The transcript has 6 exons. The annotation marks the transcript as partial. Gene Ontology annotation, molecular function: molecular adaptor activity.